Messenger RNA from Radiomyces spectabilis, 2473 nucleotides. RefSeq names its product Six-hairpin glycosidase-like protein. NCBI's taxonomy places the organism in Eukaryota, Fungi, Mucoromycota, Mucoromycetes, Mucorales, Radiomycetaceae. Bases 419 to 2461 code for a protein of 680 amino acids. Gene Ontology annotation, molecular function: hydrolase activity, hydrolyzing O-glycosyl compounds. Gene Ontology annotation, biological process: carbohydrate metabolic process. The record is from RefSeq and is a predicted model, not a curated record. The transcript has 3 exons.
GCACAUCAGUCAUUAUUGUCAUCAAUCAUGGAACUCAAUAACGCCACUUUGUUUGAAGAAUAAAAGUCGUGAAGAAAAAGAAGUUCCAGUAAUGAAGCGCCAAAGAUUAAGUAUGACAGUAAUUGGAACUCGUCAGACAAGCCUACAAAUCAAUAAAGGGUGAAAAUGCUGUCAAGAUGUUCUCGAUCCUGAUAAAUGUUGUUAUAUCGAUUCAGACCGAGCAAAGAAAGCCUUCCUUUUAUGUCCAGGCAUUCCGAGCUCUGAUCAUAAUAACGACAACGGUCGGAAACAUUAUUGCAUACAGCAUUUUUGCACAUUCUUAUUUUAAAUAACAACUGUUGUGCCAAUGUUGCAAGUAAAUAGACGUUCGUUGGUGCUUUCAUUAUUUUUCUUUCUUUUAUUCGCUUGACGACCCACCAUGUAUUUGACACGUUCUUUGACGAGUGUCAUCAUUGCUCUGUUAGCUUCACAAUUGGCAUGUGCCGAUGACGAUACAAGUCCAUUGCAAUACCCUCCUUUGCCACCUUUGAACGGUCCUUACGUUGCACCUAAAGAUCCGAAGUAUGAUUAUGCCGAAGUGUUGCACAAGAGCUAUCUGUUUUACCAUGCACAAAAAUCUGGCAUAUUGCCAUAUCAGCGAAUGGCCUGGCGCGGCGAUUCCUGCAAGGUGUGCGUGGGCGAGUUUGGUGAAGAUCUUUCACGAGCAUGGUAUGAAGCCGCCAACACCAUGAAAUGGGGUUUACCUCUGGGAUGGACCGCCACCCAGCUGGCAUUCAACGUCAUGGUCUUUGAAGAUGCCAUGAAUUCCGUCGAUGAGUUAGCUGAAGGGUUGGAGUUUUUGAAAUGGGGAGCAGAUUAUCUUAUUAACGCACAUUACAAUGAUACUUAUAUCAUGGGUCAGCUGGGAACUUCGGCGUUAGGACCUAUUUCCAAGCAAAUCGAAUUGGACGUCGAUUUUAAUUAUUGGGGUCCACCUGAAGAAUACGAACAAUGGGUCCCUACAGGGCUACCGCAUCGUGCACACUACAUUACUCCCGAUAAUCCAUCCUCGGAAAUUGUAGGCGAAUACAGUGCUGCCAUGGCCGCCAUUUCUAUUCCCUGGCGCAAGCAUAACGAGACUUUUGCUAAUGAGCUCGUGGAUCGUGCGAAGCGCUUGUUCAAAUUUGCCGUCGAUCACCAAGGCAGCUACGUGACCUCCAAAGACAAUGCGUAUCAAUGGGCUACCUUUUGGUAUCCUUCGACGCGAUACGAAGAUGAACUUGCUUGGAGUGCAGCAUGGAUCUAUGCCGCAACGAGGGAACCGGAAUGGUUGGAAACUGCCAAGAAAUGGUACAACAUUGCCUCGGAUUCCUGGAAUGAAUACUCGUGGGAUGAAAAGGGUGGAGGAUUGCAUGUGUUGUUGUAUACCGUCACCAAGGAACAAAUGUUUUACAAGAAUGCCAUGGAUUAUUUCAACCAAUUCUUACCCAGUCCAAAGCAAAUCGUGAAAUUCACUCCUCGCGGUUUGGCUUACAUUGAGCAUUGGGGUUCCGUGGGUUACUCGGGCAACGUGGCUUUCCUUAUGAUGGCCAUGGCCAAGGCCGUCGGCUAUGAAACCGCCGAAUCCAAAGCCAUGACCACCUUUGCCAUUCAGCAAAUCAAUUACGCUCUCGGUGACUACGGCUACAGCUGGGUAGUUGGAUUUGGUGAUAAUUAUCCGAGCAAACCAUAUCAUAAAGCAUCCUACAAUUCGUACAUUGACUAUCCGAUGCGUGGAAAAUUCCAGGAUAAAGUCGAAGAAGACUUUACGGAAAGUAAAACCGGCCAGCGAUUCAUUCUCUAUGGUGCCGUCGAGGGAGGCCCCAACGUCGACGACAGCUGGCACGACGACCGAUCCAACUACGAAUACUCGGAAGUAACCCAAGAUUACAAUGCGGCCUGGACUGGCGCCAUUGCCGGUUUAAUCGAUUACUAUGGUUCCGAGAAAUUUGAACCUUACUCGGACUGUGGUCUGGAUCUUGGUUGGAACCAUCCCAACGCGUCCACUCCGCCCAUGUGGCCCGAAGAUGAUUGUUACCAUACCUGCAAUAAAGGAUGUCCUCGUGGUCAGCUCAAGUCGUCCUUCUCGUGGAAAUUACUGAUGGAACCUCAGAAUUCCGACAAACUACUGGAGGUGCUUUAUCCCGGUCAAGGAUUCACCCGAGCCGCUGCCGUCGAAGGCCGACCUGGAGAUGAUCCAAGCGCCUUUGUAGCAUCGAGAGCCAGCAGUAUUCACAGUCAGUCGGUCGACCACUCAGAUACAAAGUCCAACGAUAACAUCCAUGCGCAGCAACAAGAGUCGUCGACCAACCAGAAGCAAUCUGACAAGCCAUCCGACAAGCAUGGGUCAACAGAACACGUCGAGCAGACGUCGGCUGCACCACGCAUUGUCUCGUCUCUGAUUGCAGUCUCUGUUUUAGCCAUUAUUACUCUUCUUGUAUAGAUUAAUGCACAU